UAUAUGUAUAAACUGUUAUUGUCUCGUCGUUUCCUAUGGCCACGACUCUAUCUUCGGUGGAACGGCAAAACGCCAUGAACAGCCAAAAAUUGCUCUCCGUUCCGUUUUUCUCCGUCCCUGAAACAUCUCAAGUAACCGAAACUUUUCGGUUCUUGACCGACUCAUCCUCGUUCUCUCCGCCUCUUUUUGGUCCUCAGUACCCGUUCUCUUCAGGUUUCUCCAUUAACCACCUUGACCCAACAUGCUACUGUCCUGUUUCGGCCGAUAUGUCGGCUGUUCUUUCACAUUCUUGUUUAAGUGAGAGAACACCACCUGAAGUUGACAAGAAAGGAACCGAGAUCCAAAACGAAACGCCACCGGUUCUUGAUGGAAUUGCCGCUGUCGUUGGUCAACAUGUCCUGUUUGGAACUAAUGCUAACGUAAAUGCUAGAAACCCUGAACCUCCCAUUUCUCUGCAUACUGGGUCCCAGACCAAGCAUGAAGGUGACAACCAGCGGAACGGCAGCGUUAUGCCCUUGCAAAGGAGCUACAGAGGCGUAAGAAAGAGGCCUUGGGGAAGGUGGUCAGCAGAGAUACGUGACCGUAUAGGGCGGUGCCGCCACUGGCUGGGAACGUUCGACACUGCAGAGGAGGCGGCGCGUGCCUAUGACGCGGCGGCGAGGAGACUGAGAGGUGCAAAAGCCAGGACAAACUUUGAAAUUCCUUCCGUGCUGCCCAUUCCAUCGCCAACUUCUUCUGGGUCUUCCACAGAGUUGAGAAAGAGAAACAACAAGGCAAACAAUGGCGCCGGAAGAAAGUGUGCAGUGGUUACUUCGGUGGCUCAUUUGUUCAGUGAUAUCAGUAACAGCAAUAUUGGUUUGCAAGGGAAAGAAAAUGGUACUGUCAGGAGCAACAAUGUGGAGCUGGACUUGAAUUUGGGGAUGGGAUUUGGCAGCAAUGGAAACCGGAGCUCUCCUCCAUCUAUGGUUGCUUAAUGUUAAUUUGGCUUCCAUAACUAUAACAGUGUCCCUUGUUGUUUUGGGUACAAAUUAGGGUAGCGUAAUAUCCGUCAUGGGUCUGAAUUUUGGCAAUGCAUGUGAUGUCCGCCAAGCUAGUUAUAGGCCGAAGCUUAUGUAGUAAUUAGUAAAAUACCUUGUAUUAAACUCAUCUGUGCGUUCGAUAAGGGAUUUUCAAACAUCAAGAACUGCUAAUUUAGGUUAAUUUGAUGUUUUAGGAAAA
Hevea brasiliensis (rubber tree) is the source of this 1218-nucleotide messenger RNA. RefSeq names its product ethylene-responsive transcription factor ERF084. The transcript has a single exon. Gene Ontology annotation, biological process: regulation of DNA-templated transcription. The record is from RefSeq and is a predicted model, not a curated record. Bases 36 to 974 code for a protein of 312 amino acids. Gene Ontology annotation, molecular function: DNA binding; DNA-binding transcription factor activity. NCBI's taxonomy places the organism in Eukaryota, Viridiplantae, Streptophyta, Magnoliopsida, Malpighiales, Euphorbiaceae.